AUGGCUCAUAUAAAAGAUGGGGAGCUCAAUGCCGUUCGGUCGACGGAUGAGUACGGAACUCAGGGCCGAUGCCGAGACCGAGAGAUAGAUGGUGAGGUCUUCUCCGGGAAGAAGGGUGGACAGCAGAGGAGCUCUGCUCAUGUAGGCUUUCAGAUCUUCGAACGUUCGGUCGCAUUCGGAAGUCCAAUCGACCUGCUGUUUGCUCCCUUUGAGAGCUUUGAAGAAAAGGGUGCACCGGUCGGUGGCCUUUGA
Molecule: messenger RNA, 252 nt
Organism: Prunus armeniaca (apricot)
Lineage: Eukaryota; Viridiplantae; Streptophyta; Magnoliopsida; Rosales; Rosaceae
Source: the annotation of a GenBank genome assembly